UAUAGUUGCAACUCCUAGAGAGAGAGAGGAAACAAACUAGGGAAGGAGAGAGAGAAUGGGCAUAACAAUCAAUUAUUGCCUCAACAUCUCCCCUCCACCUCCUCUUUCCACCCCAUCAUCCCCCCACAAGACAACCCAAGUCACAUGGCCGAAGAAAGAGAGAUCACUGAAAGGCCAAUGCGUAAUGGGGCUGGCGUGCCUCAUCAUCGGGCUUGAAAUGGACAAUUCAAUGGGCAGUGGAGACGGCAUAGCAAUUGCUGGUCAAAAUAUGCAUCAAAUUGUUCAAUCAAACGAGAAGGGAAAUAGAUGGAGCGACAAGAGAGCGUGCCCGCCGUGGCGGGUGAAUUCGCUCGAAACCGUCGUGCCGGAGGACUUGCCGAGGCCGGUAGGUCGCCGGAGGUGGGAGGGAGUUGGGUUCACCAGAACUGCUCCGGCGGUGAAAGUGGUUGCUGUUAGAAGUAGCAAUGGGAGUUGUUUCACCAUGUAAACACAAUUGGGUCAAUGUUGUUUGUCAUUUAUGUGUAGAUUUUUUUCUUUUGGGGUCAUAUUUUAUGUACAAAAUAAAUCACAAAGGAAUUUACUCUCCCACGAUUUUCAUACA
Rhododendron vialii is the source of this 601-nucleotide messenger RNA. Its product is annotated as protein CHLOROPLAST VESICULATION. Lineage: Eukaryota; Viridiplantae; Streptophyta; Magnoliopsida; Ericales; Ericaceae. Bases 56 to 487 code for a protein of 143 amino acids. The record is from RefSeq and is a predicted model, not a curated record. The transcript is spliced from 2 exons.